Centropristis striata (black sea bass) is the source of this 1451-nucleotide messenger RNA. RefSeq names its product BarH-like homeobox 2 (gene barhl2). Gene Ontology annotation, cellular component: nucleus. The coding region runs from base 17 to 1135 and encodes 372 amino acids. Gene Ontology annotation, biological process: regulation of transcription by RNA polymerase II. The transcript is spliced from 3 exons. Gene Ontology annotation, molecular function: RNA polymerase II transcription regulatory region sequence-specific DNA binding; DNA-binding transcription factor activity, RNA polymerase II-specific. Lineage: Eukaryota; Metazoa; Chordata; Actinopteri; Perciformes; Serranidae. The record is from RefSeq and is a predicted model, not a curated record.
UCACUCCUUUCUUAACAUGGAAGGAUCCAGCGGGUCGAGUUUUGGGAUAGACACUAUUUUAUCCAGCGCUUCUAACUCUGGUAACCCCGGGCUCAUGAACGGAGAUUUCCGGCUCGGCGACAGCAGGACAGCGGAUUUCAGGACCCAAGCGACCCCGUCGCCAUGCUCGGAGAUAGACACUGUGGGAACGGCCCCCUCAUCCCCCAUCUCGGUCACCAUGGAGCACGCCGCCGAUGCGCAUCUGGUCCAGGACAGCCUUCAGCAUCACCACCUCCAUCACCACAACAACCAGCCGCAGAGUCUGCCGCUGUCGCCCCAGCAGCAGCAGCAGCAGCAGGGGCAGCAGGGGCCGCUGGCCGGGGCCGGCUGCGCCCCGAGGACUGCCACCUCCUCGUUUCUAAUCAAAGACAUUUUAGGCGACAGUAAACCGCUGGCAGCCUGCGCACCUUACAGCACCAGUGUAUCCUCACCGCAUCACACGCCAAAACCAGAAAGUGCCACGGCUCCGGACGGCUUCAGGCCCAAGUUGGAACAGGAUGAAAACAGAGGCAAGUUGGACAAAAGAGACGACAUUCAAAGUGAAAUGAAAUGUAACGGGACUAAAGAAGAAGGCGACCGGGAAAUCUCCAGUAGCAGAGACAGUCCACCGAUGCGCACGAAAAAGCCUCGCAAAGCACGGACAGCCUUUACCGACCACCAGCUCAACCAGCUGGAGAGGAGCUUUGAGCGACAAAAAUACCUCAGCGUGCAGGACCGCAUGGACCUGGCCGCGGCUCUCAACCUGACAGACACACAAGUCAAGACCUGGUACCAAAACAGACGGACGAAGUGGAAGAGGCAAACGGCGGUGGGAUUAGAGCUCCUGGCUGAAGCCGGAAACUACUCGGCCUUACAGAGAAUGUUCCCGUCGCCCUAUUUCUACCACCCGAGCCUGCUGGGCACCGUGGACAGCACGACGGCAGCCGCGGCGGCCGCAGCCAUGUACAGCAGUAUGUACCGGACUCCUACCGCGCCGCAUCCCAGCCUCCAGAGACCUCUGGUCCCGAGGGUGCUCAUUCAUGGCCUUGGGCCGGGGGGGCAACCGGCACUAAACCCCAUGUCUAACCCCAUGUCCGGCACACCGCAUCCGCGAUAGAACUCGAAACAAGACGAGAACAGGCCAGAAACCUGGUCGAACACGUGAUGUGAGUAACUGCAUCGGAACCACAUUGCAGGACUUGUUCUUUCCCCCCCAAAAAAGACACAUUUAAAGACAUUUUACAGAAGUAAAGGAGGUAUUUAAUAUAGGCCUGAUGAGACUCUGUGUCCGGGCCGAGACAGACCACAAGGACUGCUCAUGUCUGAUUGUUUGUUUGUUUGUCUUUUGUACAAAUACACUUACAUUAGCAAAUAAACUUAUAAAGUUUAUUAGAUGGAGAAGAACGGAAUGAAUAAAGAAGUAAUGAUACUAA